AUGGCCCACAGAGGCAAUGUAUCAACGCAAGCUUCCUCCUCGUUUCUCCAUCUUGCCCGCUCAUUCAACCUUACACAAAUGGUAAAAGAACCCACGCACGGGAUGAAUAUAUUGGACAUACUGCUAACUUCCGAACCAUCCAUUAUCGCUGGGCCCCGUACACUACCCCCGUGUAGCACUUCGGAUCGCCGUCGACUUAAAUCAAAAUUGUUGAUGCAUCCACUAUGUUCAAGAAACAACUGUGAAUCAAUAGUCAAAUCACUUAGGGAGAUUGAUUGGAUAGGUCUCAUCAACUUUUGCAGUAGCACGAACGCCAUUUAUAAGCGUUUAAUCAAAAGAUACGUUCCGGUUUCCCGUCGCAAAGACACUUGUAAAGGGUACUCGAAGCGUAUACGAUAUUUGAAAGCGAAAGCUGAUUAUUUUUAUUCCAGUUCUUUAUCAGUGCGCCAGAGUGAAUACAAAAGAUAUUCUGUGGAACUCAGAAAGGCCCUUGUUCGCCGACAAAUGCUGAAGGAAAAUGACUUAGCCUCCAGCAAGAACACCAAGCGCUUUUUCAGUUACUGUAGAAAGAAUCUCAAAUUGGCUGACUCAAUUCCGAAUUUAAUUUCACAGGGUGUCGUG
This is a messenger RNA of Cooperia oncophora, 621 nucleotides long. The record is from the annotation of a GenBank genome assembly. Lineage: Eukaryota; Metazoa; Nematoda; Chromadorea; Rhabditida; Trichostrongylidae.